AUGUGGUGGCUCCUGCUGCGAGUGGCAGUGGCAUCAUCCACAUGCCGUGUGGCAAGGCAGGCGCCAGCGCUGCUGCAGAUGCAAGCCAAGGAGGGCCUGCUGGUGUCAAGAAGGUCCACAUGGCAUUUGCUGGAGAAUGCAGAUGGCAAUUGCCUCCAGGCCACAAUGCAGCCGCAGAAUGGCCUUCGCCCCACUAUGGCGCCCUGCGAUCAGCAGAACAUGUUGCAGAAGUGGGAGUUUGAUGACAUGACCGGUCUCAUCAAGCAUUCUGCGGGCCGGUGUUUAGACGCAUCUCAGCGCGAGAUGAAUGGUGGCGUCAUCCAUUUGUGGCAAUGCGAUGUGACCAACGAAAACCAGAUGUGGGAGUGGAAGAACGACAGCCAUCACAUCAAGAGCCGAUCUGGCGUAUGCAUGGAUGCGCCGAACCCCACUCAUGCCGGCACUCCUGUGCACAUGUGGGAAUGCUUGGAGGACAUUAGCAACCAGCGCUGGCGCUGGGUCCCUGUUGGUGCUGGGAACUUCACAACUGCCGAGCCGACAACCACGGAGGCCGGAGGUGUCUCCACCAGUAGCCUGCCCAGAACCACCAGUACCACCACGCCGCAGCCCUUGAGCGCGGUGAGGAACUGCCAGCUGGAGCCUUUGGUGGAGGGCUCUGGUUGCAAGCAGCUGCAAAUCUUCGAGGAUGAGAGGUUCGGGCUGGGUGCCAACGGGCAGGAGACGGAGGGCCGGCACCGCUGCCUCGAGCAAAUGCGCGAAGUCAAGGGCGACAGCUUUGUCCACUCCGUCGGCCGAUGCGAGGUGUGGCGGUGCGGAACGGCGGCCAGGCUGCGAAUGUCGGCAGGGCCAGGAGGAGGCUUGUCCUCAUCUCCUGAUGCAGUGGCCUUGGUGGGCGCCAAUGGGCAGUAUGUCUCAGCAGAUGAGGAUGGCAGCAUGCAUUCCUCUGAAGAGUCCUUUGUCCCAGAGGCGCUCUUCGAAAUGAAGGAGGUCGAGCCCGGCAAAGUGACCUUGAAAGCCAAGAGCAACGACAAGUUCGUGAAGGCUGUUCCCGGCGGCCAUUUGGUGGCAGAAACGUGGCACUGGGACGAUUGGGAAGUGUUCUCCCUUGAGAAGCACGAAGAUGGCCAGUUCGCUUUGCGCAGCUUUCACAACUUGUUCAUCACUGUCGGGGAGGGAGGGUCCAUUUCAGCCACCAGCCCGCAGGGAACGGGCAAUGCUGCUUUUCAAGUGCUGAACAAGUCGCAGGCUGCUUGGGAAGAAGCCGGCGGUCGGACGCGCGUCGAUUUUGGCAAGACGAUUUCGAUGGAGUUUACCCAUGCGACUUGCAGCAGGCCAUCUGAGAAAGCUACAGUUCGCUGUUGCUCCGAAGAUGGCACUGUGGAAAGCGGCGGAUGCCUUGGCAACAAAACUCUUCCCGGAGCUCAUGCACUUUGUGAAGAGAGAGGCCUGCAACUUUGCUCUGCACAGCAGGUGCGAGCCUGCGCAGACUGUGCGGGCUGUGGCAAGAUUUGGACCAGCGGCACGUGCACAGCAUCAGAAGGUCUGACGCAGCGGAGGCUGAAUCUGCGCAACGACCGUGCUGGAGUCUUCAGCGAGCUGUGUCAGUACCAGCCAGGGAAAGGCGGGCUUCACGGGGAGGAGGAGCGGUCUGCAGUUUUGGUGAAGCUGAUGGAGUGGAAUUACAACGACAUCGCCAAGGAGUGCACGGAGUACUUGGCCCCGAAUGGCUUUGAGGCCGUCCAGGUUGCUCCGGUGACGGAGCACGUCGUCGGGUACCAGUGGUGGGUGAAGUACCAGCCGGUCUCCGCUGGGCUGGACACGCGGUCGGGCACCGAGGCCGAGUUCAAGGCUAUGGUGGCCACUUGCAGGGCAGUCGGCGUGGAGGUCAUCGUUGACAUCCUCAUGAACCACAUGGCGUCACCAUGCCAGGAGGCGCAGUCAAAGCAUGGAACGGACGACAUGCCUUGCGCAGGCUGGGGCGGGAGCAAGUUUGGCAACCGCAAGGCUCAAGGUGCCCGAGGUUGGGACGCGUCCACGCCAGCUAACUUUCACCACUCGCCCGAUGAUGAGACGAAGCCCUUGUGCAGUGUAGGACCGCAUUCCGGAUGGCUUUGCCCGGAUGAUGAUUGCACUCCUUGCGACAUGUACUCGCUGCCGGACUACAAUACUGAGUUGCAGGAGGUCCGUGACAUGCAGUACAAGCACCUUGCAGAGCUCUUUCAUAUUGGCGUCACCGGUCUCAGAGUGGAUGCAGCCAUUUAUCACCAUGUGUAUGAGCUCGCGGACAUGCUCAACAGGCUGCCAUGGGAUUUGGUCUAUCAAGAGUGGUGGGGUGAGUACCCGCCUCAAGAUCGCACAGAUCACGUGGGCCUGUAUCGUGAUGUUGCCUACCGCUGGCAUUUGGUCAACCGCCUUGCCGGCAAGAACGCCACCGACCUCGGGGAAGUGUUUGACCUUGAUGGCGGCGUGUUCGGCAUCACUCAGGACAUGGCAGUGUACCCGUUUGCCUAUCAUGAUGGCAGGAGCAGAGACGCCGACCCGGAGAUUGCCACCUACAAGAACGGAUUGGCAUACCAUCAGCAGCAGAAGUUCUUCCUGUCGUGGCCUCUUGGAAACACCGUGUUGGUCUGGGGUGGCUAUGGGUGGCGCGACCUCAACCACGGCCCGCCGGGCUGCGACAAGGCGGACGGGGACCACUGCUCGCCGCUCCCGGUCUACGAUGAGUCCGGGAACGCCCAGUGCAUGCCUGCCCCGACCGAGUCGCCCCUGCCCAGGGAUGAGGCCCGUGAGAGGCGGUGGAUCUGCGAGCACCGCUGGCAGGGCGUGGCGGGUAUGAUGCACUUCCGCAAGAGCUGCCGCACCAAGGGGGUGUCCAAGGUAUGGAAGGACGACGAGGUGGCGCUGGGCAGAGCAGCCUUCCGGCUGGGCGAGGAUUGCUUCGUGGCCUUGGUGCGUGGCCGUCGCCCGGAGGAGCCGCCGGAGGCGGAGGUGGUGGGUGUGGGGGGCACCUGGGACUUGCAGGGCUUCCACGUGGGGCUGCCCGCCGGCCGCUACUGCGACAUGUCCUCCCUGCACACGCAGGGCGGCUGGGACCAGACCAGCUGCCCCCGCACCGUGGAGGUCGACGCCAACGGCAUCGUCCUGCGGGGUGCCGUGACCCAGGGCGAGCUGCUUGCCAUCCACACCGGCGCCAGGCUCAAAGUCCUGCUGUCUUAG
Messenger RNA from Effrenium voratum, 3216 nucleotides. The record is from the annotation of a GenBank genome assembly. NCBI's taxonomy places the organism in Eukaryota, Dinophyceae, Suessiales, Symbiodiniaceae.